AUGUCUGAAUUACUACAACGACAAAAAAUAAUAUUAAACCAUUUCCAAGACGAUGAAAUAGAAUUCUUUGCAACGGACGAACUGGUCACCGUGGAACCUCUCGAGACUAUAGAAGAGUUUGAGUUGCUUAACAAAAGAAGUUAUGGUCCUUUUCGACCAGGCAAACGCGACCAAGUACCGCUUUGGGUUGCGUUAAAGUGGUCUCAACGUCGAAAGGUCAAAAAGAUUAUUGUACCUACAUGGAUGUCACCCGAAAAUUUGGAACUUGCUCUCCUUGAAGAACGAACAGAACCAGAAAAAUUCACUAGCCGAUUGCCUUUGCAUUGGUAUCAAACAGAAGAGAAAAUCAAAACCAUUGUAUCAGAAAUACUAGCUAAUCGUAAAGAGAAAAUGAAGGCUAAAGUUGUAUCAUUAAAACCAGGACAUACGAAAGGUAUUUACCGAACACUUGAGAAUGAAGAAGAUAAUAGUGGAUCUCUAUUAAUAAAUCAACAUUCUUUGUUGUUUGAUAUAAUGGAACUUCUUUUUCUGAGGCAGAAAUUUAAUAAUGCUUGUCGAAGACGUAUGGGUGGUUCAAUGGGAAAUGUGAAGAUGUAA
Molecule: messenger RNA, 597 nt
Organism: Ambispora leptoticha
Lineage: Eukaryota; Fungi; Glomeromycota; Glomeromycetes; Archaeosporales; Ambisporaceae
Source: the annotation of a GenBank genome assembly